Fusarium musae is the source of this 1554-nucleotide messenger RNA. RefSeq lists its product as uncharacterized. The record is from RefSeq and is a predicted model, not a curated record. Bases 1 to 1554 code for a protein of 517 amino acids. The transcript has 4 exons. NCBI's taxonomy places the organism in Eukaryota, Fungi, Ascomycota, Sordariomycetes, Hypocreales, Nectriaceae.
AUGGAGGGAAACUCAGAACAUGAACCCGCACGAGGGGAUCUAGAAACAAAAGCACCAACAGAUAUCAGUCUACCAAGCGAACCUCAAGGAACCCAAGGACAACUUGAAGUGACAGAAGAUCAAAUUGAAGACCCGACAAAAGAAAACGUCAAAUCAUGGAUCGAAGCCCAAAGCGAAACUCAACCACAACCUCCAACCGAACCUCCAGCAGUUGAGCAAGUUGACGAUGCUGUCGGAGAGCUGCCCCGCGUUGAAAAUACCCCCAGUACAGUACCUGGCGUGACUGGCACGACAGCUGUAAACGCUUCGACCACAACUUCAGCUCCAGGCACAGACACCCCAGGACAAGUACAAGAGUCAGCAGCCGAAGCCUCAUUUGGAGGAGUUGGAGCUGUUUCUGGAUCUGGAUCUGGGCCUGGACCGGCUUUGAUAACUCCACGCGGGCGGGCUGCAUCAACCUCCACUGGCCCCUCCACUACAACCGCCGGUCAUGGUCAUGUCCCUCAAUUUGUCGCUCCGUCAUCCUACCUCCGACGCAGGACUUCACUCCGAAGCCCGAUGGCACCCACCGAACCAAAGCCUCUAAGUCCUCUGGACAGAGAUCAGUUGCAGGGUCUGAAUGCCAUACGCGAUUUCCUCAAAGUUCGUACCAGUUACGAUGUUUUACCUCUAUCAUUCCGUCUCAUCGUCCUCGAUACCGACCUCCGCAUCAAGAAAGCCAUCGGCAUCUUGACGCAGAACUCAAUCGUAUCGGCACCUCUAUGGAACUCCAAAACCUCGCGAUUCGCCGGUAUCCUCACGAGCACCGACUUUAUCAACGUGAUUCAAUACUAUUGGCAGUUCCCUGACGAGUUCAGCAAACUCGAUCAGUUCCGAUUGAGUAGCCUAAGAGACAUCGAGAAAGCUAUCGGCGCAAUACCCAUCGAAACUGUAUCGGUUCACCCUUCAAAGCCAUUGUACGAAGCUUGCAGACGCAUGCUCAAGACCCGCGCCAGACGAAUUCCCCUGGUCGAUGUCGAUAGCGAGACCAACAAGGAAAUGGUUGUUUCAGUCAUCACUCAGUAUCGUAUCCUCAAGUUUAUCGCCGUAAACAACGAACACAACACCGUCCUCCUGAAGAAAACGGUUCGCGACAUUGGCCUCGGUACAUAUUCAGGUAUCGCUACAGCCUCGAUGGGAAGUUCCGUGCUCGACGUUGUUCACCUGAUGGUCAAACACAACAUCAGCUGUGUCCCGAUCAUCGAUUCUCACGGACGAGUUUUAAACGUUUUUGAAGCGGUUGAUGUCAUCCCCUGUAUCAAAAACGGUGCCUACGAUGACUUGGAUGGCUCUGUCGGGGAAGCGCUCUGCAAGAGAUCCGACGAGAGCCCUGGUAUUUACACAUGCAGUGAAGGCGAUCGCCUGGACUCCAUUUUUGAUACGGUCCGAAAGAGCAGGGUUCACCGUCUGAUAGUAGUGGACGAUGAUAACAAGCUCAAGGGUAUCAUUUCGCUGUCCGACAUUCUCAAAUAUGUACUGCUCUACGGAGUGGAGGAUACAAGCAACUGGGCUUGA